Stomoxys calcitrans (stable fly) is the source of this 9800-nucleotide messenger RNA. It is a transcript of the gene Set2, whose product is annotated as probable histone-lysine N-methyltransferase CG1716. Gene Ontology annotation, cellular component: chromosome; nucleus. The transcript is spliced from 5 exons. The coding region runs from base 136 to 9600 and encodes 3154 amino acids. Gene Ontology annotation, molecular function: histone H3K36 methyltransferase activity; protein binding. Gene Ontology annotation, biological process: regulation of DNA-templated transcription. The record is from RefSeq and is a predicted model, not a curated record. Lineage: Eukaryota; Metazoa; Arthropoda; Insecta; Diptera; Muscidae.
ACAAAUAAAAAAACAUACAGAGUGUAUCUAAAUGUGAAAAUAACCAAAGAACUAUAAAAAAUACGAUGAAAUAUUUGUUCUGGUCAUGCAAGGUUUAAAAGCAUUUGGAUUCGAAUGUUGCAAGAAUAAAAGUUAAUGAAAAACACCAUGGAAUCAGCGAAUAAUCAGCGUAGCAAAAGGGCCACAAGACCUUCAAAAGUUAGCAAUGAUACAAGCACACUUCAGACCGAAUGCACUGAAGCUGCAGCACUAGCAGUUUCACCUACUCUCGAGACGGUGUCAAAUCCUGGAAUUGUGCCUGUAUCAGAGUGUAGGAGAAGUUCUCGAAAGAAAAUAAUAAAGUUUGAUGUACGCGAUUUAUUGAAUAAGAAUCGAAAGCCACACAAAAUACAAAUAGAAGCAAGAAUCGAUUCAAAUGUCCCUUCAAAAUCUAAAAUUAGCUCGGGCGCUGGUUCUAAUGAAAGCGCCACCACAAGUUCUGCAAUUGGUGGGAGUGUAUCGGGAGAUUUGUCUUCCAAACAGAAAGCCUUUAUGGAAAAAUCCGCGAUAUUCAGACGAUUUUCCAUAUCGCAAGAACAAACAAAGCCCCCACCACCUCCCAUUCCUCCAAUGCCACCUACAAUGUUAGGAAAAGUAGGAGGGGAAAAAGAUUCUUCAGGCAAUGUAAUGAUAAAACCCAAGCAAACAACAAGCUUAAUAGUGGCUCAAAUGGAGAGUAAUGUGCGUUCGGUAGAGUCCAGGCGAAAAAAUUGCAAUAAGGUAAUAAUAACGGAAAAUAAGGAAAUUCCUAACGAAGAACCCCAAUCAUUUUCCAACAACCAACAACAAAAGAAAAGAGGUAGACCACCCAAAUUCCGACACCAAGAUUUGUCAACAACAGAUGGAGAAGAUAGCGCAAAUGAUGACUCUCAAAAAUUAACCCCUGAAAAAGCAACCAACUGGAAAGAAUAUAAAGCGUGUCUGGCUCAAAUAGAAAAUGAAAGCAGCGGAACCAAGGAAAUUGCUACAAACAAAGUGGACAACAAAAGUGUUCCCGAAUCCGAUACGUUAGCAUCCAAUGAAAAGGUUCCAAUGGAAAACAAGGAGUGUGCGGAAGGAGACGAAAAAGAAGCAGCAACGAAUAUGGUAAUAGAAGAACCUACAAAACCAACAAUGUGUUUGCCAGAUACGAAAUCUAAAAAGAAAGCUUUAGCACCUGUGAACCAGGCAAUUUCAGAAUCAAGAGAAAUAAAAGAAACAGAAAGUAGCUCUAGUGCAACAUCUUCGAGGCAAACUCAUACGAAAAAAAACCGGGAGAGUGCUGACAAUAAUUCAGCAAUUGACGACAAACUAAUCGCCCCAAAGUCUGACCCAGUGUCAACGCAAAUAGAAAAGCCUGCCUCCGACCAGUUGUGUUCAGAUAAUACCAAAAAUAUUACUUUGCGGCCUCCUUCGCCAACCAAAAAAGAGGAGGAAAAUAAAAAAAUUGCCACCAAACGUUCCAAGAGAAUUUCAAGUCUGCUAGAGGUGGAGAAAACUAAACGCAUAUCUUCGCCCCCCACAAAUCUUGCAUUGUCUGCAGAAAUUGUGGCAGUCGAAGAUAAUUCAUCCAAGAAUGCGGAUUUGCCAAAAUCUUUGCAAAUUUCCAAAGAUGAAGAAAAAACAACUGUUACUACACGCUCAAAGCGAUUUUCCUCAAGCUUGUCAGAAGCUGACAAAGUAAAACGUAAUUCGCAAUCACCGGUUACUACCUCGGAAAGCAAUGCAAAUGAAGAUAGUUUGCCAAAAGAUGCAAUUACAGAACGAAGUUCGAAAACUUGCGAAGAAGAUAAUAUUAGGUCUGUAGAGCAGGAACUUGAAACGAGAAAUUCCAAACGUACAUCUAAUUCCCCCACAAUCAUGUCGACUUUGGAAAAUGUUGCACAAGAAGACAGUAAAACCAAAGAUGCAAGUAUGGAAAUGUCACUAGUAGAAGCAGAUAAUAGAAAUAAUGAAGGCAAAAAGCGUUCAAAGCGAGGCGCAAGAACUUCCUCGAAGUCCCCUACGACCCCUCCCACAUUAUCCGAAGACAAUAUAAUUGAAAGCAAUACACCCAAGGCUGCUGUUGACAUUAUGAAAGUAGAUAGAAAAAUCACUAGGGGACUUUCAAGUUCUCCAAAAGAGGAACUCGAAAGGCAUACCUUAAAAACCCCCGAAAUAACUUCAACGCCUUUUAACAAAAAAGUAACAGAUUGUAGUUUGAAAAAAGACUUGCCUUCACCUAACUCAUCGUCUCUCGAAGUGGGUGCUGAAGAAAUCACAACUUCAGCUGGCAAACUUGCCAUGGGAAAUACGAGCACAGAAGUGGAGACCGUCUCUGAGGCAUCAUCCACAGAAAUUAUAUCUGAUAAAAAUUCGCUUAAGACAAUAAGAGAUGAAGAAAAUAAACCAACUACGAGCAAACGUUCUAAGCGAUUGCAGAGAAGAAGUAAUAGAACAGAAAUUAAGGAUGUUUCCGAUCAAUCAGAUAUAGCAGAUAAUGUAAUAGCAAAGGAAAUAGAAAGCACCGUAGAAAUCGUUGGUACAAUACAAAUUGAAAGUUGCAAAUUGAAUUCAACUGCCAUCACUGAGGACAUUCCAGAACUUCAAAAACCUAUAACGUCGACUGAAAAAGAGUGCUUUGAACUGAUGCAUAAAUCACCCUCUGACUUAAGCCAAUCAACGCCAGUGUCAACAGACAGUACUAAAGAAAAUCAGAGCGAUGUUGCAUCCACUGAACAAAUACAAGAAAGCUCGAAUCAAAUUCCUAGCUCCAUCGAGGCGAGUCAAGAAUCUAAAGAUUAUCAAACACUGCCCAAUUCAAAAACAAAAAAUAAAGUUUCUGCUAAACAGAGAAAAUCUCUUAGAAAUCGCAAGGAAAGUUCCAUUGAUCCACAAGACAAUAAAGAAGAAAUAAAAGAAGACAAAUCCACAGCCGACGUGAAGGAAACAUUGGAGACCAUUGAGAAGACCCAAUCGAUUUCAGAAGAAACCAAUAUAGAGGAAAACAAAAAGGAACCCCAGGAGCCAUGUGCUCCAGGUGGCGAAACAAAGAUUCUAUCUAACGCUGAAAAUGUACCAACAACUCCAAGUGAAAGUGUUGAAGUUGAAAACAAAACUUCAAAUUGUAUGCGGACAGUUUCUAGCAGUCCAAGUUUGGAAAAUAAAGAGAUAAACAAGGAGGAAGAAAUUAAAAAAACUAAGCCACAGACCAGUUCAAAAAGAAAAUCCACUAGAACACAAAAAGAUGCUGGCAAUGACAAAGUUAUUGAUGCAGAUAAGAAAGCAAUGGCUAUAGUUGAAAACAAUGACAAAAAUAAAAAGGAGGAACAAACGUCAUUAGUUAUGGAGCAAUUUGAAUUAGCAUUAGACGAACCAAAAUGUACGAAUGAAAAUGUUGGGGCUGAAGAUAAUCCAAGCAAUUGCGGGGAAAAUGUUGUCGCUAAAGGAAAUGCAGCUGAAAUUUCAACUCAAAAAGUUGAGGAAAAUCUGGUUGUCACAAAUCAGGAGAGCGUUGUGAUAGCUAUAGAACAGGCCGAAAUUCCAAAAAGAAAACCCAGAAAGUCAAGAUUUAAAAAUUUGCAUGGGCCCGAAGAAAGUGAUAAGGAAAUAAGUCCAACAGUUACUGCCGUUAGUCCUACCUUAACGGAACAACUUGAAAGUAAUUCAAAGAACAAAAACAAAUGUGAAUCAUUCGUUAAAGACUCUUUAAAGGAUGCAGCAGUAAGCGAAACGAUAACCAAAGAAGGUGAAGAAAAAUGCUUUUUGAGUGCUUCUACAGCAGAAUAUCAAUUUGUAAAAGGUGCUGAAGACGCUGCCACUAACGAUGCUUCAAGUCACAAGCACAGUGAACUACAAACAUCAUCUGAAACAAAGACUCCCACUACAUACGCAAUGCAAAAUGUCAGCAUAGAAACUAAUACCUUGUUGGACAUAUUACGCACAGUGCAGUCCAAUAAACAGGCGGCUGAAGACUUGCCGCAAAAGAAAAAUAAAACAGCACCAGCAUUAAAUGAUCCUCAAUCGACUGCGGCAUGUACUGGAAAAUUAAAAGAGGUUAAACUGAAAAAAAUCUCCGAUUCUACUUCAAACUCACCCAACCGUUCAAAUUCUGCUUCUCCCCUAACAUUUAAAAGAUCCCAGCAAAAUUCUCCCUGUCGCUCUGAAGCUUCAUCGCCAUCGACUUCAAAGAAAUCUAUUUCUUCGUCCCCACCUCGAUCUGACUCCUCUUCGCCCUUGGCUUUCAACAAAAAAGUAACAAGACGCUAUGAGAGGCGCAGUCGACGUGGCGAAGAUGAUUCAACGCAGCCAAAAACUUUAGAAGAAACUUUUGCAGAAAUUGCUGCUCUUAGCUCGAAAGCAGUACUAGAGAUGACCGCCGAUGUAGAGAAUGAGGAAACUUCUAUUAGGGAAAAUAUAACAGUGAGUAGUCCAACGGAAAAAGUAGAAGCGUCUAUUGAAAAUCCUAGCAAUACAAGCGCAGACUCCAAUAGUAAAAUAAUUGAUGAAAGUUAUCUGACAGAAAUAAAGGGGUCUGAUGCAACGUUUGAAAAGAAAUCAAAGCAGCCGAAAAAGAAAAAGACUCAAACUGCUGUUGAUGAGGUGGACAAAGAAACCUUUUCAGAAUUACCGGAUUUUGGCAGUGAUAAACACCAGGAUGAUGAUUUGACCAACGUUCAACUUUUAGAAAUUAGAUCUCAAAAACCUAUAGCUGACUGCGGCAGCCAGACCUUAUCUGCUUUCGCCGAUACAUCAUGUGAAAAGAAAUCAAAACAGCCAAAAAAGAAAAAGAACCAAUCUGCUGUUGACGAGGUGGACAAAGAAUCCUUCUCAGCUAUACAGGAUCUUGUCAACCAAGACAGUGAGAAACUCCAGGAUGAUAAUAUGACCAACGUUCAAAUUUCAGAAAUUACAUCCCAAAAACAGACAGCUGACUACGACAGUUGCAACUUAUCUGCUUUUGGUGAUACAUUUGCUAAAGCUGAUGAAUUUGUAAGCAGUGUCGAAGUCGUUCAUGCACCACACACUUCAGCAACGAGUUUGGGAGAAAAACAAGUUGAAUCAAGCAGAGUAUCUUCAUCUACAAAUGUUAAUGUUCAAGAAUUGCAAGGACAGAGUGAUCAAAUAAAGAAUGAAGAGUCUUCAUUAGCUGAACAUAUCCACAAGGAUCCACUUGUACUAGCGGACGAACCUAAAGAAGAAGAAAAGGAUGAAGAAAUAGAAGAUACACCAAAACAAAUGUCCAAAACAAGCCCCUCAAUGUCGGGUGGCGAGAAUAAAGGAAACAGUAAAAAAUCCAAUAAAAAAGCCAAAUCUAUAGACAAUAUUGAAAGUCCAAAACAGGAUGAAACUUUAGAAAAGGCUCUAACAACCACACCAUCGAAAAAGGGUAAAAAAGGUAAAACAUCUAUACAACUGCAAGAGCCAUCGAAUUCCCCCACUUCUCACAGCAGCGGGGGCAAAAAGAAGCAAGCCUGUAUUAAGGAGCCGCAUAGCACAGAGAAGAAGAAUGAGGAGGGGGAGGAACAUGAAUUCCAAAGGGAUGGGGAUAACGAACCGACUGCUGAUGUUUCACCAGUAGACGAAAAAAUUGCCAAGAAAAAACGACAGCGGAAACUGAAGGAAGCCUUUGAAGCCGCCCUAAAUGAUAAACCAUUAGAUGUAGGGGAGCAUAAUACAUUGACGCCCUCAUCAUCUCCCACAUUUGGUUUAAAGUAUUUGAACAAAUCACCCCCAACGCCUCCUGAAGCUGAAGUUAAAGCAACAACAACAACAACACCACCAACAACUACUACUGUAAAUUCUCCCGAGUCUGAAGAUGAUCCAUUGAAAGAUAUUGAGAAGUUCAUAGAAGACGGAGUGAAUUUGUUGAAAAAAGGCUAUAAAAUCGAUGAGGACAGUGUAGAUAAUGAUGAUGUCAUUCCCUCAAAAGAUUUAGAAGAUAAACGCAUUUGCAGCACUGAAAUCGAAACAAUCGUUCCAGCUGAGGUGCAAACAACGGAAAAAGAGGCGAUAGUUACAUUUAGUACAUAUGAGACACCAGCUGACACACCCUUAGCUACACCCAGUGUUACGCCACCACCUAAAAGCCCCGAAACAGCUUUAACUCCCGACGAUGAACAAACCUCAUCGGGGGGUGUUCGUAGAUCGCAUCGCAUUAAACUUAUAACUAAAAUGCCCAAAGCUUUGGUCGGUCGAGGACUCGUAAGGGACAAAGAACGUUUUUCCAUCAAAGACGAUGUGGAAACCAAAAGCCACUAUACCUUGGAUGACCAUCUCCUUGACUUGGCCGAAGUGGAAGCUAAAAAUGCUAAAUUCUUGAAGGAAAUGGAAGAACGUCUUAGUAACUUCCAAGUCAUUAAGGAAAAUGAAUAUAAAUGCGAAAGAGUUAUAAGUAGAGAGGCCCGAAAAAUGAUUUGCGAUUGCUUUCUAACGCCCGAAGAGGAGGAGAGGGGCGAACUGGCAUGUGGAGAGGACUGUUUAAAUCGCCUACUUAUGAUAGAGUGCGGCAACGAGUGCAACGUUAAAGAACGUUGCACAAAUAAACGAUUCCAAAAAUUCCUUUGCUCACCUUGCCGAGUUUUCCGUACAGAGAAGAAGGGAUUUGGUAUUAUGGCCGACAUAGAAAUUCUACCCGGCGAAUUCAUAAUGGAAUAUGUGGGAGAAGUAAUUGAUACCGUUGAGUUUGAACGUCGCAGAAUCGAAUACUCAGAGGAAAAAAAUCGCCAUUAUUACUUCAUGGCUCUGCGUAGUGAUGCCAUCAUAGACGCCACCAUUAAAGGCAAUAUAUCAAGGUUUAUAAACCACUCGUGCGACCCGAACGCCGAAACCCAAAAAUGGACUGUUAACGGAGAACUGAGAAUUGGAUUCUUUAGUCGCAAAUCAAUAAUGCCAGGCGAAGAGAUAACAUUUGACUAUCAGUAUCAACGCUAUGGACGAGAGGCCCAGCGUUGUUAUUGUGAAUCCUCAAAUUGUCGUGGAUGGAUUGGUCAAGAGCCAAAUUCCGAUGAGGGUGAACAAGUCGAUGACGAAGAUGAAUCCGACGAUGAUGAAGAAGAGGAGGAUGCCAGCACAAAUCUGCUGGAGGAAGAUGAUGAUGAUAGCGACGCCAGUGUCUCCGACCCAGAUGAGGUACAAAAGAAACUCGAAAUGGCCGCAGCUCAAGCAGAAGUGGAACUUGCACCCAUACCUUUGAGCGAGCAAGAGCUCGAAAAGGAGAGCCCAGAAACAAAAAGUCAAAGGCAGCAAGAAGACUCAGUCAAACCUGAAUCGGAGGAAGAUUCUAAAAGCAAAUUUAAGAAAUUACUUUCAAAAAUGGCUGAAAAAGUUGCCGCCAAAAAUAAGCAAACUAAGCGGGAACAGAAAAAACUACAACGCAAAAAGAAAUCAAAAGAAUCUUCAAUGGAUUUGGCCAACAAACAAAGGUCACUGGAGGAUCCUGAUAUAGAGGACGAGGUAGGAUUUUUGAGUAGGUGUGGUCUGAAAACGCAAUCGGAUACUUUGCGUUUAUCACGUCUGAUGGUGAGAGCUAAAUUGGUUCAGACCAGACUUAAUCUUCUAAGCAUAUUGCGCAAAGGUGAAUUGCCAUGCCGUCGACUCUUUUUGGAUUAUCACGGUCUUCGGUUGCUGCAUGGUUGGAUGAGCGAGGAUGCUGGUAAUAUGCAAAUACGUCUGGCCCUACUACAGACACUAGAAUUGUUGCCAGUAGCAAAUAAAACCGUCUUGACGGACAGUAAAGUUAUGCAAGUUGUGCGAAAUUGGUGUGGUUCCACCAACACCUUGUCACCCAAUGAGGACUCCCUUAGUAGCAACAGCAACUCGCAGGAUGGCACACUUCAAGCAAUGAACAGCGAUAGCCUGCAAUCGAAUUCCGAAUGUGUAGAGCUACAGAAACUGGCAUCAAAAUUAAUAACCACAUGGGAAGGUCUGCCAGAAAUCUUCCGCAUACCUAAAAAAGAGCGCAUCGAACAAAUGAAGGAGCACGAACGAGAGGCUGACCGCCAGUAUGCCGAAACUGAAGGUGACCGUUAUUCCAGAGAUCAAUACCGCACUGACCGCUUUGGUAGAAGAUUUCCUACGAAUAGUCGUUUCGCCAGGCACAAUUCCAAGCAACAGCAGCAGCAACAACAACAGGCCCUGCGAACCACAAAUGUUACACCCGAAAAUUCCAAAAGCCUAUCGAAAACUCAGCGAAGAGAAAUGUUUGCAGCAAAAGUCGCCAGAGAUGAAGCAGAAAAGCGCAUGGCAGAAGAGCGAAGGGAAUUCGAAACCAAAUGCCGUUUCUUUGGCUUGGAUCCUAAAAAAACGAGACUCCAAGAUGUUCCAUUUUGCGUAAAUCCUGCCACAGGUCAAUGGUAUUCGGUGGAACGCAAACCCAUAGCAAUACCACCAAGUUAUGCACACGUCCAAGUUCCUGUAAAACCAAAAUCUACCAAUCCCAUAGAUUACCAGCUGCCCGCCGUAUGCAGUACUUUGCCGCCACAAUGGAAAUUUGCUAUAACACCUCUGGGCCAAAUAUACUACUAUCAUGUGCAAUAUCGCAUUCCGCAAUGGGAACCCCCCACACCGGCUCAACUCCAACUUUGUGAGAGUACCAUAGAUGAUGUUGAUUCGGGGAACGAGCACACAUCCACUACUGGGGCCGACAGCAGCGAAGAUGACGAUGAGAUAUUAAUAGGCAUGGAUGCAGUACAAUUAAGGGCUUACAUUAAUCGUAAAGUAGAGAUACGUCGUCAGAAGCGCUAUCAACGUUUAGUUGAUGAACGAGCUAUAAGUCCGCGACGCGAAGAAGAUCGCAUAUACAAUCAACUGGAAGUACGAAAAUAUAAGGAGAAUAAAGAAAAGAUUCGAAAGCGUAAAGAGGAAAUACGACGUAGACGUUCCGAAGCAUUGAGACAAUCCUCGCUUAACAUGUGUACUUUGGGAAGCUUGUCGGAUGCCACAGUAAAACUCGAGACAGAAGACGAUGUGGGGGGCAUAGUUCCAAUACAAGACUAUUUACUGUCCUCUGACGAGGACGAAGAUAUAAAGGCCGAAAUCAAUAGCCCCUUAAUGGAUAAAAUUGUGGAGGGUGAAAAAAUUGUCGAUGAAUUGGAUGCGCUAACAACGAAGAGGCCUUUAAAAAGACCUCUACCCUCCCAUCGAGAUUUUAGUGAAUCUUUCACAAGCCAGCCAAGUGUUGCUGCAUUGCCAGGCACAUCAACAUCCAGCGAGAGACAGGAAUACAAGAAAAGAAAACUGGAGAAAAAGGAAAAACGAAAACCCAAGGAACAAGAUGCGAAAUAUCGAAGGAACAAGGAGAAGUUCCGUUGUGAAAUUGCUGGCAUUAUUGUUCAUCAUUUAAAGCCAUAUCGUAAGGACUCCUGUACCGUAGGACGAAUAAAAUCAAAUGAUGAUUUCAAUCAUUUAGCCCGCAAGUUAACUCACUUUGUCAUGAUAAAAGAACUGAAAUAUUGUGAAUCUGUGGGACAGACGUUGGUCGUCACCGAAUCAGUGAAAAACAAAUCGCGAGAAUUUAUAAAAAAAUAUAUGGCCAAGUACGGCGAUGUGUAUACAAAACCAACAAAUGAUCCGGAAUUCAAGGAUAUACCAUUUACAUUGUAAUUUAUGAUUUUUUUCCCCAACUAUUUUAAUUUUUUUUUUUUGCUUUUUCAACAUUUUCCAUCAUUUGUUGCAAUUUCAUAAUUUGUUAGAAAAAAAAAAACACUCAUAUAAACAUCAUUAAAAUAUUCAAAUAUUUGCAUAAUUGUGAAGCAUUACAAACCAAUUUUGAUCUGUACAUUAAUUACGACAAUUAUGAGUUU